AUGUUUAAGUCAAAACCGCGGUCCAAAGAGGACAAGAAAUCAAAAGAGCACAAGAAGUCAAAGAAGAGAAAGGAACGCUCAGAAGCUGUGGACGCAGACGCAGACGCAGACACCGCCGCCCGAUCGCCCACGAAGAAACGCAAGAGCAAGCACAGCAGCAAAAACACUGCGCCCGCAAUAGAAGACGAUGUAUCUGAAUCACCUUUCCACCUCCAAACCAUAUCCCUCUACCUUCCUCUCUCUCCCGUCGCCAUGCGCAAUCCCGUUACAGGCCUCUGCGCAGAACACCUCUCGCCGCUUCUCCUCACAUAUUAUCCUCCUCUCCGCGGCACCAUUCUAUCCUACGACAACGUCCGUGUCUCAGAGAGUCCCCUCGCCCCGCCCGCUCCUUCCAAUGCAGCUCCUUCUCCCGCGCUCGCCCGUUCCGUGGACGAAUAUGCCGUGUGUAUGAUUUGGGUGACCGCUGACGUUCUUAUAUUCCGGCCGCGCAAGGGUGUGCGCCUGACGGGUGCCGUUAAUCUACAUUCACAAAGCCACCUCAGUCUGCUGUGCUUCAAUUUGUUCAAUGUGUCGAUUCCCGCGGCGCGGCUGCCACGCGAGUGGACAUGGGUCGGGGGCGACGAUGGCAGGACGCCAGAACCGGAGCCGGAGCUACAGACACAUACGCCGCCACCGAGCGCACAGGGAGAUGGGAAGAACGCGGCACGGAAGAUGGCUGCGGGAGAUGGGUUCUGGGUCGAUGCAGACGGGAAGAGAGUGGAUGGCAUGAUCACAUUCACGGUGCGGGACUUUGAGGCGGCAGCUGGCUCAGGUACGGAUCGGGAGAAAUCGUAUAUUGGGCUCAAGGGGACGAUGUUGAGUCCGGAAGAUGACGAGGCGGUGGACCAGAAAGAUGCUGAAAGGGGCACCAGGGGCCUACGGAACGGACAGCUGGCGUCAAGGCCGAGACGAUGA
Pseudovirgaria hyperparasitica is the source of this 954-nucleotide messenger RNA. RefSeq lists its product as uncharacterized. NCBI's taxonomy places the organism in Eukaryota, Fungi, Ascomycota, Dothideomycetes, Acrospermales, Acrospermaceae. Bases 1 to 954 code for a protein of 317 amino acids. Gene Ontology annotation, cellular component: RNA polymerase I complex. The record is from RefSeq and is a predicted model, not a curated record. Gene Ontology annotation, biological process: DNA-templated transcription initiation. The transcript has a single exon.